AUGAAGCGGUCAACCGAUCCAAGCCAAACCACGUUGAUUUCAUCAGGAUUUCAUCUCCGGUUACCCAAGAUCGACCUACCAAAAUUCGACGAAGAUUUCUCUCGAUGGCUUUCCUACCGCGACACGUUUACCUCGAUGGUUUAUUUCAAUACGGAUAUUCCUACCGUAGCGAGGCUACAAUUCCUCCUACAAUCCAUUGAGGGAGAAUCUCAUAAGAUAUUCGAGACAGUCGACAUAGAAGCGGACAACUAUGCAUCGACUUGGGACGCUCUGCUGAAACGCUACGACAACAAGCGGUUCCUGAAGCGUCAGCUGUUCCGAGCCUUGUAUGAUCUCGCACCACUCAAGAGGGAGUCGUCGAAAGAACUGCACGAUCUUGUUGACGAUUACCAAAGGCAUGUGAGGGCACUUUCGAAGCUGGAUGAACCAGUUAUUCAUUGGGAUACCCCGUUGAUCAACCUACUGAGCUACAAGCUGGAUCCAACGACCCUCCGAGCCUGGGAGGAGAAGACAAGCGGCUUGGAGAAUUCCGUAGUAUCCGAUCUGCAGAUCCGCUCCAAUCAGCCCGGCCAAGUCAAUGUGGCAGGUUUUACACAGGUUCCGAAGAAGUUCGUCAAAAUGGUAUCCAAUUCCUCCACGACCGAACGCAAAUCCUACUCUCCGAGCUGUCACUUUCUGUUUCAAUGUCCAGCAUUCUCGAAGAUGUCCGUUCACCAGCGCCGUGAGCUGGUAUCCCAGAAGUGUUUAUGCUGGAAUUGCUUCCGCACUGGACACCAAGGCAGAAAUUAUACAUUCAAGAACGACUGCCGAAGCUGCCAUCAAAAACACCACACUCUCCUGCACCAGAAUCCUACCGCACGAUUUUCGUCCACUCCUGUUGUUGUAUCUGGUCAAUCGUCCCAGGAACCAAAUCCAGCCAUGUCGAACAUUGACGUAGUCCCCGGAUCAGCGAAUCCAAACUGCGAAGUUAGCAUGUCGGUACAGCCGUACCAAUCAAUCGUCCUGCUGGAAACGGAUCGAUGUGUAGCUUCAUUACCAAGAAAUUGGCCAAUGCACUCAACCUCCGCCGUGCGAAGGCAGACCUUGUCGUGUUUAAAAUCCUCCAAGCAGAUCAAACGCAAAUUGACUGCUACAAUCAAGUCUAAGUUGCCUUCGUACAGUACCACGCUCGAGUUCCUAAUCCUGAAAAGGCCUACCGUCUGUUUGCCAACCACUCCGGUCGAUACGUCCACGUGGAAAUUUCCCGAAGUUGCAUUAGCCGAUCCAAAAUUCCACGUUCCCGCUGACAUUUAUCUGGUUGUUGGAGGAGAAAUCUAUCACGAGCUGCACAGUGGCAGCAAAAUAUCCCUUAGCGAAGUUCCCAUCCAAGUACCCGGAAUCCAUAAGAUUUACCAUCUUACCACGGUGGACCGCAACCUGGAACUAGCCAUACAAAAAUACUGGGAUCUCGAGGCUGUUAAACAGUAUUCCAAGUUCACCGCUGAAGAAAAUCUCUGUGAAAAAUUGUUUUCCACUACCACCACUCGCGAAUCGUCGGGUCGUUACAUCGUUCCCUUACCACCCACCCGCGAUCCGCUCGUUACUCUCGACAAAUCUCGAUCAAUCACCGUACGCCGUUUCCUGAGCCUUGAAAGACGACUUGAGCGAGAUCCAGCCACCAAGGAGACCUACUGUCGCUUCAUGGAAGAUUACGAACGCCUUAGCCACAUGGUGAAACUCGUGGAUCCAGUAGACGAAGCCCAGCCGCACUGCUACCUUCCGCAUCAUCCGGUGUUCAAAGAAUCCAGCACAACCACUAAAAUUCGAGUUGUUUUUGCUGCUUCAUGCAAGACAUCAUCUGGGUUCUCUGUGAACGAUCUGCAGUUGGUUGGACCCGUUGUUCAGGAAGAUCUACAGUCAAUCCACAUACGUUUCCAUAGCCACCAGAUUGCAUUCGUCGCCGAUGUCAAGAAGAUGUAUCGGCAAAUACUGUUGCAUCCUCCCUUCCGCCGAUAUCAGCUAGUGCUUUGGCGUCCCCAUCCAAGCCAACCGAUCGCUACUCACGAGCUGCAAACUGUGACGUAUGGUUUCGCAUCCGCGCCAUUCUUGGCCACCCGUACCCUCCAACAAAUUGCACAAGACUCUUCCGAAGAAUAUCCAGCUGCAGCAUCGAAGGUUCAGAGGGAUGGUUGCGUGGAUGAUUUCCUCUCGAGCAGCACACAUGUUGUACAUAGAUCACAGUAG
Molecule: messenger RNA, 2223 nt
Organism: Armigeres subalbatus
Lineage: Eukaryota; Metazoa; Arthropoda; Insecta; Diptera; Culicidae
Exons: 4
Coding region: 1-2223 (740 amino acids)
Source: RefSeq, a predicted model, not a curated record